AUGGAUCCUGAGGUAGAGCGGAUCCUGGUGGAAGAGCUCCAUCAUCUGGACGGUGAUGAGGAAGACGAUCUCUUCUGUCUGGGGGAUGUCACUGCUGCUAACCCCAGCGUCGAGCAGGAACCAAAGGCAGACCCAAGCUUUCAAGAUACCACUAUUAUUGACAAUGGAAUGGAUCCAGAAAACGUGGAAGAUAGUGCCGUGGAUCACGUCAGUUUAUCAAAGAAGAAAGAUGAUAAUAUUGACGAUCUCAGGGCGUUUCUGGAGCGAGUUCUUCCACAAGCCACGGUUUUGGGACUCGUACUAGCUCUUGCUGGAGCCAUGCAAGUGGCAGAAUGGAAGCAACUCUUUCAUCUUCAUCUGGAAGUGACAAUGGGUGAAGAACAACAACGCGUUUCCAUUCCAGGAACGGCUCUUUUGUUUUUUCUUGCAGUGGCGUCUUUUCUGAUACCGGUACAACACUUCAAACAACAACCACAAAACAAACAGGACUUGGACAUUCAAAAUAAUAAUGGAUGUACAAGACCACUCACACAGACGCUUGCAGAGGAAGAAAUCCAAUCGUCGAGAUCAUCAAACGAUAUUGAUAUUGUUUUAGAGGAAGAAUGGGAAAAACAGCAACAUGACUGUCGCUGCCAACUGGCGAAAGUGUUGGGUUCGAUAGGUGCACCCAUUUUGAGCCCCAAUGGACAAGUCGUCACAACAACGCUACAAGAAACAUCCAACCAUGACCAAAUUCCUUCGCCUUCUAGUAGUACUGCUACAUGUACGCAUGAUGCAAUGAUAAACGACGAAAAGAAGGAGCCGACCUUUAAAAAAGACAAAUGGCAUCCAACUCUCGUACAAACUGCCAAAGCUCACACCCGGCUCAUUCACACCAUGGAUACCACCAUGGAGAUUCUCAAAGUGGGCGCAGCGUUACAUCUGGGAGCCACGGAACGGACCGCCGAACGCGUCGAAAGAGCCCUUUUGGGAAGACAAACAACAAGGCUCCAAAACAGCAACAACGGCAUUCCUCGAAACGACAAAACAUCGUCAACAACAAUGCCGGUAUCGUUUCCGACCAUUCGAAAUCUCCUCAUGGAUGCCAUGUUCCAUCAGGUGGAGUCCUUGUUGAUGGUCAACAAUAACUACAACAACAAGGAGGGUAUUAUUAAUAUUUCGAAAGAAGACGUACUGGGAGAAGUCCCUCCCGUCAUUACUCUGACGUGGCUCCGAGAAUCACGUCAACAAUUGGCAGGAUUAUUGAGUCAUGUACUCGAGGAACUGUGCAGCGCUCCAACCCAAAACGAAUACAAUAGCACUGCUGGCAACAAUCUACUACUACUCCUGCAGUCCAAACGAACCGCCAAAGAGUUGCAGGUACACCUGCUACAUACACUAGAUCUGGACGAAAGUCAAGGAGUUGUUGCAACCGAGACUGCUCCCGAGUCGUCAUCAUUGUCCGCGCCGCUGAAAGAGCGCUUGGUAAAGUUGAGAGCUCAUUACCAGAAGGUGUUUGUUGCCCUGUGGGCCAUGGAAGAUUCUGCAACAACCAGCACAGAACAACAAGAUGGUGCCAUUAUGAGUCUUGAAACAAAAGAUUGGUGGGCCCGGAUGAACGAAAUCAACGAUGAAAUCUCCGUCGUGCUCGAGUGUAUAGAUCAUGAUUUUUUCUUGGAGGAGGAGGAGCCAGCAUCUGAGGAAUUGGCGGACCAGGAAGGUGGAAUGGCGAUACCAACCAAGGGUGCACAGAGCUACACUGUUGAUACAGGUGCAACGGCAAACAUACAACUCAAAUCCGUUGCUGCAGCAGCAAAGCCCACCAAAACAUCUGUAUUCUCUGGCAAAGGUGCCAAACAGCCAGAACAAACCCGUCAGAAGAAGGCAUCCGUGGGUUCCAAGAACAGCGACACACAAUCAUCCCCCGCUGUUCUGCAGGCCGAUCCGGUGGCCCAACACUUUUUGCUGAGUGAAUUGCGGACCAGAUUGCAAACGUUGGCUCUUCCCGAGGAAGAACACGAAGUGAACCUCGAUGUCAACGACCAAAACGAAACAUCGUCGCUGUCACAACGAUCCCAAUCUUCUCAAACCAAGACAACAGCCAUCCCCUUGUUUGGAGGUGCAGCGGGCUCGCUUUUGGUUGGAGACCUGAAGAACGCCGUCAAGCUACUAGGGAAUGAGGUCGAGGAUGACAGCUUGUCAGUUGGAGGUGAUGAAGGGAACUGA
Seminavis robusta is the source of this 2205-nucleotide messenger RNA. NCBI's taxonomy places the organism in Eukaryota, Bacillariophyta, Bacillariophyceae, Naviculales, Naviculaceae. The record is from the annotation of a GenBank genome assembly.